Molecule: messenger RNA, 1362 nt
Organism: Penicillium manginii
Lineage: Eukaryota; Fungi; Ascomycota; Eurotiomycetes; Eurotiales; Aspergillaceae
Exons: 16
Coding region: 1-1362 (453 amino acids)
Biological process (GO): transmembrane transport
Molecular function (GO): transmembrane transporter activity
Source: RefSeq, a predicted model, not a curated record
AUGACUGAGCCGACACCGAUAUCGGUGACCGCCGAGGAUGCGCCAACAACAGGACGCGUUUGGUACCGGACGACUCUUUACAAUGCGUUCGUCAUUGGAAGCGUAGGCUUCCUGGCCCCAGGAUUAUGGAAUGCCAUGAACUCGCUGGGCGCAGGAGGAGCUGAAACGCCCUACCUUGUCAAUGCAGCAAAUGCGCUUGUAUUCGGUUUGAUGGGCUUUCUGUGUUUAUUUGGUGGCCCCAUCGCCAACCGCAUCGGAAUGAACUGGACUUUAUUGCUGGGCGUGAUUGGAUAUCCGAUUUACUCCGCGGCUUUGUAUACAAACAACCGUUAUGGAAAUGAAUGGUUUGUACUCGUUGGAGCCGUUGCAUGCGGUCUUUCGGCUGGUCUUUUCUGGGCCUCCGAAGGCGCUGUAGCGCUGGGUUAUCCCGAGCCUGCGAAAAGAGGCCAGUACAUGAACAUCUGGCUUUGGUUCCGAACCGGUGGUCCGCUACUUGGUAGCGCUAUUGUUCUUGGUCUAAACCACUCUGCCGAGGCAAAGAAAAAGGGAAAGGUUGGCUCAGAAACCUAUUUGAUUUUUGUCGCCUUGCAAUGCCUUGCGGCCCCAAUUGCUAUUUUCCUCACUCGACCGGAAAAGGUGCAACGCGGCGACGGAAGCAAGGUCAAGAUUGUGCUGCAAGACUCAUGGGCUGCUGAGAUGAAGGAACUUUGGAAACUUUCUUGCCGCAAAGACGUUCUGCUGCUUCUCCCCGUUUUCUGGGCAUCAUACUUUAAUCAAUACGAAGGAAAUUUCGAGGUCUAUUAUUUCGGCGUUCGAGCCCGCGCCCUGAUCGGUCUUGUUUCGUACAUCGGAACACUUUUAUCAUCAUGGCUCAUUAGUAGAUUCUUGGAUUACAAGAAACUAUGCGUGAAGAACCGAAUCAUGUACAGUUUCUACUAUGUUGUUAUCGUUCACAUCAUCGCUUGGGUCUAUGGCCGAGGCUUAUUUGUGGUCAUUCUUUGGGAAUUCUCUCGACAGGCUUUACAAAACUGGAUGUAUUAUAUGAUCGCAACCAAGACAGACAACAUUUCGGAGCUAUCUCGUCUAUCUGGAAUCUUGCGUGGACAGGAGAGUUUCUCACAGGCCGUCUCUUAUGGUUUAAACACCAAAGAGUGGUUUGGUGGGAGAGUGCCUCUCGCUGUGAACACUAUCCUUCUCGGUCUUGCUGUGGUUCCCACUUGGUUGGCUAUUAGAGACCACGAGCCCAUCGAACACGAAAGCAAUGAUGAGUCUCAGACAAAAGCACGGGACGAGGAAGAGACUUCGGUUAACAGUGGCGAAAAAGCCGAUUAUAUCGUUAAACAAGCCCCGGUGGCUGAAUAA